This is a messenger RNA of Rotaria sp. Silwood2, 618 nucleotides long. The record is from the annotation of a GenBank genome assembly. Lineage: Eukaryota; Metazoa; Rotifera; Eurotatoria; Philodinida; Philodinidae.
AUGGCUUCAUGGCAUCGAAAGAAAGAUUCAGUCCCUUACGAAACGGCUGAGUUAGUCAUAAGUGGUAUUGUUCAUAUUGUUCUUAUUGUGAUUGGUACUGUUGGCAAUAUUAUAUCUAUUAUUGUUUUACUCAAUAAAGAAAAUCGUCGAACAUCAACUAAUAUCUAUUUGAUAUUUUUAUGUCUUGUUGAUACAAUUUCACUUUAUCAAUGGAAUUUAAGUAAUAUUAUAUAUACAUUCACAGAUGGUCAAAAACAAAUAUGGGGUCAAUCAUUAUUCAUCUGCAAAUUAAGUCAAUUUUUUCCUUUUUAUACUUUACAUACAUCAGCCAUGUUUCUUACUUUUGUUGAGCUUGAUCGAGCUUGUUUAUUAAGAAGUCGAUGGUAUAAAAUCAAAAUAGCUCGACCACGUGUUGCAUUCAUAAUUUGUGUUAUUAUUCUACUAAUUUUAUUUGGAUUAAAUGGAUUUUUAUUUGCAUUAGGUUUUGAAUAUUCGACAUAUGAUCAUAGUACAGGAAUAAUACAAACAACUGUAGCAUGUUAUUACUCAAUGAACAUUGAACUCAAUAAUUUUUUUGCUAUUCAAUAUCCAUGGAUAAGUAUUACACUAUACACUUAG